Molecule: messenger RNA, 4160 nt
Organism: Protopterus annectens (West African lungfish)
Lineage: Eukaryota; Metazoa; Chordata; Ceratodontiformes; Protopteridae
Gene: HDAC1
Product: histone deacetylase 1
Molecular function (GO): histone deacetylase activity
Source: RefSeq, a predicted model, not a curated record
UAGCCCGCCUCGCGCGGUUGUAUAGAUAGAGUGAGUGGUUGGUGGGGGUUUCUGUGCAGGUUGUAUUGAAAGAAAAGGGUUGGAGAAAAUGGCGCUGACGCAAGGAACAAAGAAGAAAGUUUGUUAUUACUAUGAUGGUGAUGUGGGGAACUACUACUAUGGCCAGGGCCAUCCUAUGAAACCACAUAGAAUUCGCAUGACUCACAAUCUGCUGUUAAACUAUGGUCUUUACAGGAAAAUGGAAAUUUACUUAAUGUGGGAGAAGAUUGUCCUGUUUUUGAUGGACUCUUUGAAUUCUGCCAGUUGUCAACGGGAGGCUCAGUUGCUGGAGCAGUGAAGCUGAAUAAACAGCAAACUGAUAUUGCAGUGAAUUGGGCUGGAGGGCUGCAUCAUGCCAAGAAAUCGGAGGCAUCUGGAUUCUGCUAUGUAAAUGACAUUGUCCUUGCGAUAUUAGAACUGCUCAAGUACCAUCAGAGAGUCUUGUAUAUUGAUAUUGAUAUCCACCAUGGGGAUGGUGUGGAAGAAGCCUUUUAUACCACAGAUCGUGUGAUGACAGUUUCAUUCCAUAAGUAUGGAGAGUAUUUCCCAGGGACAGGAGAUCUUCGGGACAUUGGAGCUGGCAAGGGGAAAUACUAUGCAGUGAAUUAUCCUCUCAGAGAUGGUAUAGAUGACGAGUCUUAUGAAGCAAUUUUCAAACCAGUAAUGUCGAAAGUGAUGGAGAUGUAUCAGCCCAGUGCUGUUACACUGCAGUGCGGUGCAGACUCUCUAUCUGGAGAUCGACUGGGGUGCUUUAAUUUGACUAUCAAAGGUCAUGCUAAGUGCGUUGAAUUUAUAAAGAGCUUCAAUCUCCCCUUGCUCAUGUUGGGAGGAGGUGGUUACACUAUCCGAAAUGUGGCCCGGUGUUGGACCUAUGAAACAGCUGUGGCACUGGAUACAGAAAUACCAAAUGAACUGCCUUACAAUGACUACUUUGAAUAUUUUGGGCCAGAUUUCAAACUUCAUAUCAGUCCUUCAAAUAUGACAAAUCAGAACACCAACGAAUAUCUGGAAAAGAUCAAACAGCGCCUGUUUGAGAACUUGCGAAUGCUUCCUCAUGCUCCUGGUGUCCAGAUGCAGGCAGUUCAGGAUGACACACUUCCAGAAGACAGUGGAGACGAGGAUGAGGAAGAUCCAGACAAGCGCAUUUCAAUUCGUGCCUCAGAUAAACGAAUUGCCUGUGAUGAAGAAUUCUCGGACUCUGAAGAUGAAGGAGAAGGUGGUCGCAGGAAUUUAGCCAAUUACAAGAAAUCAAAGCGUAUCAAAACAGAGCAGGAAAAGGAUGGAGAGGAAAAGAAAGUUUCGAUUAUGAGUGGAAGACACAUUGCAGAAAUGAUUCCACUUGCAGAUGCAAAAGAGGAGGACAAAGCAAAGGAGGACAAAACAGAGGCUAAAGGGUGUGCAGUCAUUAGUUCCACUUGGUACAACCGCCAGGAUUCAGAUCUCCAGUCAGCUGCUUGGGAGUAAAAGAAGAGACCAAGCCAGUAUAAAGAGGGGACCAUCAGCAUCUCGUUAGACUUUCUCCAUGCAUGGCUACUGUAGACUAGCAUUGGCAUUCCUUGUUUGGAAUGGCCUGUUCUGUGUUUUCCUAUUUCAUUAUCUUGACAGCUCGUAUAAAUUAUUUUUCAUCCUGAUCCAGAAGUUGCAGCUAUCUCCAUUUAUUUGGGAAUUGAUAAGAGGAUGCACUUGAAGACUGCACUGCUCAUACACUUGUACACAAGCACAAAAAUGUGCUGGAGACUUGGCAGGUUCUGUUUCAAAUGUAACCAGUCAGGUUUCCUGUCCUUUUUAAUGAUCUGUGUGCUGUUUUGCUUUGGCAUUUUAUAAACCCUAAUAAUUUAACACAGCAGCUUCCAGAUUGACAUUCAUCCACAGAAACCACUUAACUAUUGGCAUAAUACUGAUUUUUGUAUUACAAGUCUUGUGAAGCCCGUUUCACUUUGCAUAUUUCACAAUUUGUGCAAACAUACUGACAUUGUUUGCAUUCAUCUGUAGAACUAAUGCGUAGGAAAAGUGGUCUUUUCAACAAGCUGCAUUUUGCUUCAUAUGUGAUCAAUCUGGACCAUAUUAUCAAGUCUGUAGCUCUUAGUCUCCCAUAACAUUUAGCAAAUUAUGGUGAUCUUGUAAGUUCAGUAAAUUGCUAAGGUUAAAAAAUGAAAACAUCUAUGUACAUUUACUUAGAACAGUCUGUAUGGAGAGAAAUGUAAUUACCAGUUUAACACAAGCAGAUUACACAGUGUGUGUAAUUUCAAAACUGAAGUCAGCAUUGUCCCUUUCAUAUUAAAUGUUUCUGGAAAAAAAAUAAAGCAAUGAGAAUGGUUUCCUUAGAGCAAAAGUAAUGACUAAUAAAUCCAUACUGUUUUAACAGUGCUGGAUUAGGAGGAGCUGAAGCUUAGGCUGCCAUUUGGAUCACUCUCAUUGAUACCUGCUUUGUGCUUAAGGGUUUCUGGAGAGCAGAAGCUUAUCCCAGCAGCUUUGGAUGACACAUGGUAAAAUGUGUAGGAAUCCCUUUGUCAUGUGCAUACAGUAGCAGAUUGCUGUACCAGUACCUUGAGUGUUUCUGAACAAUGUCUGGACUUAACUAAUCAGCUGCACACUAAGCGUUGGCUGUAGUAGCAGUGGGCUAUGCCUUGUUCACCCAUUCCUUAAACUGCUAGAUGUUAUGUACAAGUACAUUACUGGGCUGCUGUGUUAAAGCACGAGUUGUUUUACAAAAGUGCUGGCAAUGGCAUUCACAAGCAGCUUUGCAGUCUCUUACACACAGGUUUUAUAAUGUAACUGCUGAAGUGCUAUGGACCUCUGCAGUCUGUGUAGAACAGUAUUUUCACUGAGGGGUGUAUAGUUAUGGCAUGUCAGUACCAUUGUAAAAAUUACGAAGGCAAUCUAUGAACUAGUGAUUGCCAGAGCCUUCACUCUUCAGUUUUAUUUAUUUUUUACGUAUUUUCAUAUUCUUUUAGCUUGAAUAGCUGUUUUAGUAGGACUGGAGAAAGGGGACCGUAGAACUUUGAUAGAAAGAUGCCCCGCUCCCUUCUUUGUAUUCUGAAAGAUCUUCUUUCACCUUCACCAUGCUACUCUGAAAUAAACUUCAUUAGUAGCUUAUCAAGGAUAAUUUGUAAAUAAAUUUUAUUUGAAAAUAGUUAUCUGAAUAAAGACCACACCCUGUUUAAUCCUCUUGAAAAAAAAAGGAGAUAAUUUCAGAACAUUGGCUGAGGAAGUUUAGGUACUCUGGAGUGCCAAUACAUCCUUGUCUUAUUGAGAUCAGCUUUUAGUGUUGAAAGCUGGAUGCGUAUUGCUGUCUGGUUAAAGUUGGUCUGUUACCAUGGGGCAGCAGCAGGUGAUAGCUGCUUCUCCUGAAGAGAAUACUCUUUCCAUUUCUGGCCACUGAAAUUUGGGCAUUGGUUGAGGAAAACUGUGUUGUAAUUCAUGUUUGUAUCUGAUUUUUCCAUCUGUUUUCCCCAUUUUGAUAGAUUAACAAGUCUUUCAAUCUGAAAUGCAUCUUUUUGCUCCUGGUUGGAUAUAGAACCACUUAUAAAAAGUGAAUGCUUAUAGAAAAGUAUUAAAUAUCUGGAAAUAUUUUUUUUCUCUAACUGGAUGUGGUAGCAGACAAUGGUGCUCCUUCAUGGAAAGCAGAGUCUAGUUUUGUAACCUUCACUUAAUGUGCAGAGUCACUUAAACAGGCCAAACUUCCAGGAACUAGCCCUGUUAUUGGGUAUUCAGGUUAUAAACACUCAAAAUAAAAUUUUGACUAGAAACAAAGUACAGCUGUAUAACAUUCUUAAAAAUUCUUUUCUUGAGAUUAGUGUAAAAGCUGAUUUUGCUUGUCUGCAGCAAGCUAAAGGACUCGGAAUUUUCAAGCAACCCCUUUUUGACAGUAUGAAACCCAAGGGGAAUGCCUUUUUGUGCCACUGUUUCUGCAAGGAGUUGGAUCUCCAAUCACUUUUCUUAGAACUUAAAUGGUAGAGCAGCUGAGUCAGUCAACUGUUAUUCCAGAAAUGAAUGUUAUAAUUUUGCCAAGUACAUGUCCAUGUUCUUUUUAAAUUAAAGUGGUCAUAGUAUCUGUCUGAAAUGUUGCUUGAGAUUUUUCAAUUUUUAAAUAUCUUUGUAAUAAAAAAGGUUCUUUUUUA